Messenger RNA from Pygocentrus nattereri (red-bellied piranha), 1424 nucleotides. RefSeq names its product general transcription factor IIF, polypeptide 2a (gene gtf2f2a). The transcript is spliced from 9 exons. Gene Ontology annotation, cellular component: transcription factor TFIIF complex. Lineage: Eukaryota; Metazoa; Chordata; Actinopteri; Characiformes; Serrasalmidae. The record is from RefSeq and is a predicted model, not a curated record. The coding region runs from base 157 to 954 and encodes 265 amino acids. Gene Ontology annotation, biological process: transcription by RNA polymerase II; transcription initiation at RNA polymerase II promoter.
AUCGCUCACCAGGCCUGUUUGUCCUAAUGCAGCCACCAUACGAGCGUGCCGGUCUUCGCGACUCAGACCAGCCGGGCAGGAGAGCAAACAAAGACAUUUCCUUCAGACCUUCUUCAUGAAAGUUUAAUAUCUGACAUAUCCGAACGGGCGGCGAGCAUGUCGGACAGAGGAGAAGUGGAUUUAACCGGAGCCAAACAGAACACCGGCGUCUGGCUGGUUAAAGUGCCGAAAUACUUGUCUCAACAAUGGGCCAAGGCUACAGGAAGAGGAGAAGUUGGAAAACUUCGGAUCGGCAAGAAUCAAGGGAAGGCAGAGGUGUCCUUCACGCUGAAUGAGGAGUUGACCACGAUAGACAGCUCUAGCGGGAAAGCUCCUGUGGUCCGCGCCCCCCGGGAACAUCCCUUCACCAUGCAGACAGUGGGUGGCCAGACUUUGGCUGUCUUUACAGAGACCUCUUCAGGCCAGUCAGACGCUGAAGGCAGCAGCUCAGGUACUGGUACAGGCCCAGAUAAAAUAGCGCUGGAGGGAGUGGUGGUGCAGCGAGCUGAGUGCAGACCAGCCGCCAGCGAAAACUACAUGAGGUUAAAACGGCUGCAGAUUGAGGAGUCUUCGAAACCUCACCGAUUCUCUCAGCAGCUUGACAAAGCGGUUACCACCAAUUACAAACCUGUGGCCAACCACGCCUAUAAUCUGGACUAUGAGAAAAAGAAGAAAGAAGAGGGAAAAAGGGCGCGAGCGGACAAGCAACAGGUGCUGGAUAUGCUCUUCUCUGCAUUUGAGAAGCACCAGUAUUACAACAUAAAAGACCUGGUGGACAUCACCAAACAGCCUGUGAUUUAUCUGAAGGAGAUCCUGCGUGACAUUGGUAUCUACAACGUGAAGGGCACUCACAAGAAUACAUGGGAGCUGAAGCCUGAAUAUAGGCAUUACCAGAAUGAGGAGAAGAGCGACUGAGCUGGGUGAUCAUUUCAUUGAGUGCUGAUCUGUUUGUUGCCUUAUUCCUCGGAACACUAUUACAGGAAUAAGGCUGUUUUACCAUAGAGCUGUGCGUUUGGCCUCUAGGCAUUUACUGGAUGGGCCAAGGUUAGUACAACCAAGUGCAAACAGUUCCUGUUUCUGAGUGCCCUGUGCAGAAGGCCGUGAAAGUCCAUUCAUCAGUCCUCUAGGUUUGAUGAACUGUUUUUAUAAAACAUUAGUGUUUUGUUUGUUGGAUUUGCUAGAAAACUACCAUAUAAAUGUGGCUUUAGUUAUUUUUGAAGAGCAACAUUGGCCAUUUGUAUCAUUUUCCCUGUAAGGUAAGAGAAGUUAAAUGGACAACAGCAAGCAAAAUCUCAGCUAAACCCAUUUGUUUUUACUUAGCAGUGAUUUUAAGAAACUAAAGGCUGUGUUUAAAUAAAUGUUUUGUACUAAAAGUGUGAUGUAAA